Perognathus longimembris pacificus (Pacific pocket mouse) is the source of this 2520-nucleotide messenger RNA. Its product is annotated as KIAA2013 ortholog. Bases 16 to 1935 code for a protein of 639 amino acids. NCBI's taxonomy places the organism in Eukaryota, Metazoa, Chordata, Mammalia, Rodentia, Heteromyidae. The record is from RefSeq and is a predicted model, not a curated record. The transcript is spliced from 3 exons.
GCACCCGGCGGCCCGAUGUGGCUGCAGCAGCGGCUGAAGGGGCUGCCGGGGCUGCUGUCGAGCAGCUGGGCCCGCCGCCUGCUCGGCCUGCUCGGCCUGCUGCUGCUGCUGCUGUGGCUCGCGGGCUCCGGGGCGCGGCGCGCGGCGGGCGGCCUGCGCCUGCCGCCCUGGACCCGCGGCGAGCCGGGCGCCGCCGAGCCCGCCGCCUGCCUGGAGGCGGCCACGCGCGCCUGGCGCGGCCUGCGGGCGCGCGGGGAGGCGGCGGCCCCGGGCCCCGGCGUGCCGGCCCUGGUGGGCAACGGCUUCCUGGCCCUGGACACGAUCGCCAACCGGCUGUGGGUGACCCCCGGGGAGCGGGAGCCCGCCGUGGCUCCGGACUUCGCCCCCUUCGUGCAGCUGCGCCCGGCGAACGUGCUGGCCGAGGCCGGCGAGGCCGUGCUGCUGCUGCGGGAAGGGCUGCUGCGCCGGGUGCGCUGCCUGCAGCUGGGGACCCCGGGGUCGGGCCCCGCCGCCGCCGCCGCCGCCGCCGCGGGACCCGGGCCCGCCUCGGCCUCCGGCCUGGCCUCGGCGUCGGGCCGUGACUGCGUGCUGCUGCAGGAGGACUUUCUGGCCCACCGGGGCCGGCCGCACGUGUACGUGCAGCGCAUCCAGCUCAACAACCCCACGGAACGCGUGGCCGCGCUGCACACGGCGGGCCCCACCGCCGGCCCCGGCCCCAAGGCCUUCACCAGCACCCUGGAGAAGGCCGGAGAUCAUCAGUUCCUCCUCUACUCGGGCCGGUCCGCGCCCCUGCCCUCGGGGAUGGUGCACCUGGUGGUGGUGGCCGCCAAGAAACUGGUGAACCUGCUGCAGGUGGCUCCCAAGACGCAGCUGGACGAGACGGUGCCGUGGGUGGUGCACGUCUCCGGCCCCAUCAGCCCGCAGGUGCUCAAAAGCAAGGCCGCCAAGGAGCUCCAGGCGCUGCAGGACGCGGCCCGGAAGGAGAUGCUGGAGCUCUUGGAGAUGCCGUCAGCGCAGCUGCUGCAGGACCACCAGCGCCUCUGGGCUCAGCUGUUCAGCCCAGGGGUGGAGAUGAAGAAGAUCACCGACGCCCACACGCCAUCCGGCCUGACGGUGAACCUGACGCUCUACUACAUGCUGUCCUGCUCGCCGGCCCCGCUGCUCAGCCCAUCCCUGAGCCGCAAGGAGCGAGACCAGAUGGAGUCCACGCUCAGCUACGAAGACCACUGCUUCAGCGGCCACGCCACCAUGCACGCCGAGAACCUGUGGCCCAGCCGGCUGUCCUCGGCGCAGCAGAUCCUGCAGCUCGCGGACCUGUGGAGGCUGACCCUCCAGAAGCGCGGCUGCAAGGGGCUGGUGAGGGUGGGCGCCCCAGGCAUCCUGCAAGGCAUGGUACUCAGCUUCGGGGGGCUGCAGUUCACCGAGAACCACCUGCAGUUCCAGGCCGACCCCGACGUGCUGCACAACAGCUACGCGCUGCAUGGCAUCCGCUACAAGAACGACCACCUGGAGCUGGCCGUGCUCCUGGACGCGGAGGGCAAGCCCUACCUGCACGUGUCGGUGGAGCCCCGCGGCCAGCCCAGCAAGAUGUACGCGUGCGAGGCGGGCUGCCUGCAGGAGCCCGUGGAGCUGACCUCGGCGCCCGGGGGCCACACCUUCUCCGUCAUGGUGACGCAGCCCAUCACGCCCCUGCUGUACCUCUCCACCGACCUCAGGCACCUGCAGGACCUGCGGCACACGCUGCACCUCAAGGCCAUCCUGGCCCACGACGAGCACAUGGCCCAGCAGGACCCCGGGCUGCCCUUCCUCUUCUGGUUCAGCGUGGCCUCCCUCAUCACCCUCUUCCAUCUCUUCCUCUUCAAGCUCAUCUACAAUGAGUACUGCGGGCCUGGAGCCAAGCCCCUCUUCAGGAGCAAGGAAGACCCCAGUGUCUGAGGGAACUGCGUGCGAGUCCUGCUCUCGGCCGCCAUUUGCACAAGACACCCAGCCCCGGGCAUCCCGCCGCAGUGAUCGGGGGACCCGGAAGCACCCACCCUCUGUGCCUUGUGGGGGACAGUGAGGCAGAAGCGUGUGGAGACGCGUUUGCACUGGAAGCGGAGGGGCCGGCGGACUUCUGGAAGCUUUCCACUCAAUAAAACGAACCCAUAUGGAAAAUACUUGAAAUUAGACUCCCUCCUUCCCCACCCCCUCUCUCGGGUCCCAGGAAGCAGGCCCUGUGUUGAAAAGACUCCUUUAGGAAAAACGUGUUCUUUUCCUAACUUAACGUGUUCUUUCUUGAGUUUCUAAUUUAUUUUUGUGGGGUUUCUCGGGGUGGCCUUUGCCUCCGCAGUCGAGGGCGCGCGGGCGGCGACGUCUGAGCCGCGUCGCCUGCACCGCGUCGCCUCUCGUCCUGAGCUUGCGGGGCCUGCGGGUUUGUACUUUCCGGCUUUGGGGGGUGUUUCUAGCAACGGAUGAUUGUUGGUUUUGAAAUACCAAAGCUUUUUUUUUGUUCUGUUUUUAAAUAAAUACCUUUCAAGCUUU